Geodia barretti is the source of this 674-nucleotide messenger RNA. Lineage: Eukaryota; Metazoa; Porifera; Demospongiae; Tetractinellida; Geodiidae. The record is from the annotation of a GenBank genome assembly.
GGUCUCACCUGGGCGUGGUGUCACACUUGACUCGACUGAGCGUGUUGUUUACGUAGGUCUCCUCUCCUUCGCCCGGCCGUUCCCUCAGAGACAGAGUUCUUACCACUGCUCGUCGCCAUGUCCUACAUGCUACCUCACCUCCACAACGGCUGGCAAGUAGACCAGGCCAUCCUCGGGGAAGAAGAGCGAGUAGUCGUCAUUCGUUUCGGCCACGAUUGGGACCCCACCUGCAUGCGAAUGGACGAAAUUCUACACAAGGUCUCUGAGAAAGUGAAAAACUACGCCGUGACGUAUCUCGUCGAUAUAUCGGAGGUUCCUGACUUUAACAAAAUGUACGAGCUUUACGAUCCGUGCACAGCAAUGUUUUUCUACAGGAACAAGCACAUCAUGAUCGAUCUGGGCACGGGGAACAACAACAAGAUCAACUGGGCCAUAGACAGUGCCCAGGAGAUGAUAGAUGUCGUUGAGACUGUGUAUCGUGGAGCCAGUAAAGGUAGGGGUCUGGUUGUUUCGCCCAAGGACUAUUCGACCAAGUACCGCUACUGAACACUAGCCAAACAUGCUAUGCUGGAUCAUUAUUUUACCACUUUGCUUUCAUUUUUCACACACAAGCUCUUACAGUCUGCUGAACAAUUAUAUAUAAUAUUAUCAUAAUGCUGUCUCUCUCAACUGGU